UGCAUAUAGCGACUCCGGAAAAACAAAUUUUUUUUUCUAAGUAACAUAUUGCACUACGCUGCAAAGUAUGCAAUGCAUUGUUGGUAUAAAUAGUAGCAUAGCAAGUGCACAGUUAAUAUUAUCUACAAGUACAAAUGAUAUUACCCACACAACAACGCGUGAGUUGUCUAUAACGGAAGAGAAUUGUGUAUGGAAGCGUAAUGAACCAACUGUGAUGGCUUUUAUGGUUUAUGCCUUCAUUGUGCCAGUGCUUUCGUGUUUUGGAUUAUGUGCAAAUUUCAUGAAUGCUAUUGUUUUUAUGCGUCCUAAAAUGACGCCAUCAGCGUUUUCCUACCUUGCUGCGCUCGCCUGGCUUGACUGUCUCUCCUGCUUGCUGAUAUUGCUAACCGCACUUUCGCGUAGUAUAUUCUUCAACAGUCAUAUCUGGAUGGCAUACGAUUUUCAAUUGCAAACACCAUUGUUUGGUAUUAGUACUGGAGCAGCGAAUCUUUUGUUGGGUAGCGUUAGUUGUGAUCGUUUUAUAUACUUGCGUUAUGGAUUAAAUAAUGGUAAUGUGCCGCCGCGUUUUUGUCGACGCAGAGUAGCGCGGCGUGUUAUUAUUGUGGUUAUUUUUACAUCGGUGUUACUGAAUUUGCCAUAUUUCUUUAUUUUCGAGGUCAAUGAUGAUGGCACUUUCAUAACACACCAAUUAUACUACACUACUUAUUACAAAAUACAUAAUUGGUGCACCUUCAUACUGCUAACAAUUCUGCCGGCGUUGUUCCUUACUAUAGGUAAUAUAACAAUAGUUAUAGUUUUCCGGCGUUGGACAAAGCAAAGCAAAAAAUGUCAUCAAAGGAAUGGAAAUGUUAAUGCAAAGAUAAUGCGGAAACGCUAUCGUCAUCAACUUAAAUUAACAAUCACCAUAAUUAUACUUAUUGCACUUUAUAUGAUUGGUGAAUUGCCUGCUGCUUUGACUUCGAGAAAAAAUGCACUGAAUUUGCUUUUCGGUGGCGAUGUAAACCGUGUAAAUUUUCAAUUAAUGGAACAACUCGAUAUGAUUUGCCUAACGCUAAACGCGCUACAGCUUAGCAUAAAUAUAAUCGUUUAUGCUGUCAUUAAUCCAUCCUUUAUGCCUGAAUUUUUUGGUUGCUUACGCAGUGCAUCCGAUUUCUGUUGUGGCGUAUUUUGCUUGACACCACUGAUAAGAUGGAUGAGUAGCAAUUGUUGUAAAGCGCCAAGUAAACCAGAAAUGAAUGUAAACGUCAAUGUACCGUCAGUUACUGAGCAUGAAAUUGUAACUGCACGCAAUGAAUUUGAUUUCUCAACGCUGUAUGCAGAUGAAGGGAGAACUGUUCAUCAGAAUAGUGCACGUUGCAGUGUCACCAGUAGCGUUAGUGCAAAUGGCAAUUGGGAUACAGAGCCAGAAGAAGAUGGAGGUGUGCUUGGAUUUGACUUGUAUCGUUAUUGGCGAAAUAAUGUAAAUACGCCGGGUACUCCGAAACGUUAUCGUUGUAGCAAUGAGUAUCGAAAAGAUAAGCAUGAUCAAGUUUGGACUACGAAUACAGUCUGGAAACGUUCCAGUUCAUUCGGUAAUUGUGGUUGCGAUAAUCUAGCGCUAGAUGUAGUUGCAAUAGGUGGUAAAAUCAAGCAGGAACAACUAGAAACAACUGAGAGUUGUGAUUAUCGUGUAACAACGCCGUCGUCAAAACAAAAAAGGCAUUCAUUGGCUUUUUAAAUAAACUAAAAUUAAUCAC
Molecule: messenger RNA, 1736 nt
Organism: Ceratitis capitata (Mediterranean fruit fly)
Lineage: Eukaryota; Metazoa; Arthropoda; Insecta; Diptera; Tephritidae
Exons: 3
Coding region: 68-1717 (549 amino acids)
Biological process (GO): G protein-coupled receptor signaling pathway
Cellular component (GO): membrane
Molecular function (GO): G protein-coupled receptor activity
Source: RefSeq, a predicted model, not a curated record